AUGAGCACCCCAAACCUUCUGACGAUACCUGUUGAGUUGCGCGAACUCAUCUAUGGCUUCCUCUUCAGCAGCUACACUAUUCAACAUGGCUUCAAGCACGCUAGCACACCUAGCGACGACUCUGAGUCUUCUAAUCGCAUAGCGCUCCUGCUCAGUUGUCGCCAGAUCUUCGCCGAGGCGCACCGCCAUCUCCCGCUCAAUUGCACACUCCACUUCCGCGGUACAGAGAACCUACUCGAGACUCUACUCUCCGUGGACCAGAGUGUGCUAACGCGUCUGCGCCAUGCCCGAGUGCGCGCUUAUCCUUUCCCCUUGUACUCCUCCGGAAGCUCACAGUACUACCCGACCUACUAUGCAGCGUAUGCGCUCACACUACUUCCCGGCCUCUGUCUAGAUACUUUGGUCGUCGAAGAUUGCUGGCACGGCUUCGGCAUGGGCGACGGUUGGCGAGAUGUCACCACCUACUUCGAUAUCGAGACACUCCUGAACAGCGAUGCUUGGAAGGAACUGACCUACAUCACCCCGUGUACCGAUUUUAUCGCGUCCGGCUACGAUCAUCGGCGUAAACGAUCGGCACAACCUGAGAACUGGGAUGCGCUCAUCAAGGAACGGGAUGGAGAGGAGUUCGGCGCAGAGGUCAAGAUGUACAUCGUUCCGUAUGCGCAGCAGACGGCGACUGGUGAUGAGAAGACUGAGGACGGGCGCAUCAUGCAGCCCUGGGCAGCGAAGCCAGGGCACGAAGUUAACGAGAAUUGGAGAGUCGCAGGGCCGGACCAGGAUAUGAAAGGUGAAGUAAGGAUCAUAGCAAAAAGAGGCACGAGGUCAAGAGCCGUACAGCUGGGACUCGCCGGGAAGAAGACCUGGAAGGAAUUGAAGGGCAAAGAGCCAGGCGGCUUCGCCCCCGAAGGAUGGGUACCGUACCAUAACGACAUGGCCGACGCAGUUGCGUGGAUAUAUGGGGGCCACGGCAGAAGGAUACAAUUGGCCAACGCUGCUCUGAAUAGUUGA
Alternaria incomplexa is the source of this 1008-nucleotide messenger RNA. RefSeq lists its product as uncharacterized. The coding region runs from base 1 to 1008 and encodes 335 amino acids. NCBI's taxonomy places the organism in Eukaryota, Fungi, Ascomycota, Dothideomycetes, Pleosporales, Pleosporaceae. The transcript is spliced from 2 exons. The record is from RefSeq and is a predicted model, not a curated record.